This is a messenger RNA of Drosophila innubila, 2997 nucleotides long. RefSeq names its product probable RNA-binding protein 19. The coding region runs from base 98 to 2830 and encodes 910 amino acids. Gene Ontology annotation, cellular component: nucleus; ribonucleoprotein complex; cytoplasm. The transcript is spliced from 4 exons. NCBI's taxonomy places the organism in Eukaryota, Metazoa, Arthropoda, Insecta, Diptera, Drosophilidae. The record is from RefSeq and is a predicted model, not a curated record. Gene Ontology annotation, molecular function: mRNA binding.
AUUUGAGCGUGGUGGCAAGCUGUGCAACACGUGCGAAAUCGUAAACAAAAUGCAUUUCUAGUAAUUUCACAAUAAACUAAAGCAGUUAACAGCCAAAAUGUCGCGUAUUAUAGUCAAACAAUUGCCCAAACAUAUUAGCGAAGAGAAGCUGCGCAAUAUAUUUGGAGCCAAGGGAACGAUUACAGAUUUGCAGUUGAAAUACACGCCGGAUGGCAAAUUCCGUCAAUUUUGUUUUGUUGGCUACAGCAGCGAUGCCGAGGCGCAGGAGGCAAUCAAACAUUUCAAUAAUACCUGCAUACAAACGAGCCGUGUGCGUGUGGAAUCCUGUGCAUCAUUGGGCAGCGAGGAGAAGCCGCAAUCCUGGAGCAAAUAUGCCAAGGAUAGCAAAAAGAACCUGGACAAGCUGAGGGCGGAGCAGGCAGAGAGUGAGAAGCCACAGAAGAAACAGGAGAAGGUCAAACAGAAUAAAGUAGAUCAGAUUCUGGGCAAGCACAAGGAUGAUCCGGCAUUUCAGGAGUUUAUGCAGGCGCACGACAAAACACGCUCCCUGUGGGCAAACGAUGUGGGCAUAAACACAGCCGAGCAGGAGGAGGAGGAGGAGCGAAAAGAGCGGGAAGAGGCGAAAGACGAAGACAACAAGGCGGAAACUGACAAUGAUGAAGAAGAGCAGCAGGAGGAGGAGGAUGGAGAGCCAGAAACUGAAGAAAAGCUGGCUGAGAAGCCCAUCAGUGAUUUGGAGUACAUGAAAUCACUCAUGGCUGGCAAAACGGACAACAAACAAAAGGAGCAGCAAAAGCCAAAAGUGGACAAAAGUAAUCUGGAAUUGUUUACCAUCAAGAUACACAAUGUGCCGUACAAUACAAAGCGACAGGAUGUGGUCAAGUUCUUUAAGCCAUUAAAACCGUAUUCGGUGCGUUUGCCCAGCAAGGUGCAUGGCUUCUGCUAUGUGGGAUUCAAGACGGAGAAGGACAUGGCCAAGGGCAUGCUCAAGAACAAGAGUUUCAUCAAGGGCAAGCAGGUGUUCUUCUCCGACUUUACCGCCAAGAAUAAGGUGACCAAGGCGCAACGAAAUGGUGAUGCAGUAGAAGCUAAUGAAGCCUCCAGUGCCGGCAAUGCCAAGUGGAAGCACCAGCAGGAGAGCUUAAGGAGCGAGGAGAACAUAUCCGAGUCGGGACGCAUAUUCUUUCGCAAUCUGGCCUAUACCACAACGGAGGAGGAACUGCAAAAGCUCUUUGAGCAGUAUGGUCCUGUGGUGGAGGUGAAUCUGCCCGUGGAUAAGAUAACACGUCAGAUCAAAGGAUUUGGCACGGUCACCUUCAUGAUGCCGGAGCAUGCAGUCCAGGCAUUUAAUGCACUGGAUGGCAGCGAUUUCCAUGGAAGACUGCUGCAUCUGCUGCCGGGCAAGGAGCUGGACAAUGCACAGGAGGAGACUACCGAGGAGGAUGCGGGUCUGUCUUUCAAGCAGAAGAAGGCACUCAAACUGAAACAGAAUGCACAAAAGCCAAUUGGCUGGAAUUCCUUGUUUCUGGGCGCCAAUGCUGUCGCCGAUCUGCUGGCCAAGCAGUUCAAUACCAGCAAGGAGCGUAUACUGGACACCAGCGAAGGUGGCAGCAGUGCCGCCGUUCGUCUUGCCCUUGGAGAGACGCAAAUUGUCAUUGAAAUGAAGCGAUUCCUUGAGGAGGAGGGCGUCCGGCUCAGUGCCUUCGAGGAGCCGACACAGAAGCGUUCCAAGACUGUGAUACUGGUCAAGAAUCUGCCGGCGGCCACCGAGGCCAAGGAGCUGUCGCCCAUCUUUAGUAAAUUUGGUCCUAUCGGCAGGAUUGUGCUCCCACCCAGUGGUGUCACUGCACUCAUUGAGUACUGUGAACCCUCGGAGGCACGACAGGCCUUCAAGAAGCUGGCCUACACCAAGUUCAAGAAUGUACCCCUGUAUCUGGAAUGGGCGCCGGAGCAUACGUUCACCAAGUCACUCAGCGGUGAGGCCAUCAUACCCAAGUCCGAGGAGCUUAAGGUAGAAGAAGCUGAGCAAACCAAGGAGGAGCCGAAAGAUGAGCCCCAGCCGGAACCUGUGGCCGAGGAUGCCGACGAUGAGCCGGAGCCGGAGACAACCAUCUUUCUGCGUAAUCUCAACUUUAAGACCGUGCUGGAGACGGUGCGUCAACACUUUGAGCGUUUGGGCACCAUACACACCGUGGAGAUUGCCAAACGCAAGGAUGCACAGAAUCCGCGACAACUCAACUCACUUGGCUAUGGCUUCAUUCAGUUCAAGAAGGCAGAAGUCGCCUCCAAGGCACUCAAAGAUAUGCAGCUGACCCAAAUCGAUGGCAAUCUUGUCGAGCUGAAGCGCAGCGAUCGUGUCCUCAAAAACCAAGAUGAUGGAGCACGACGUCGCCAGGUGGAGCAGAAGAAACAGACUGGCACCAAGAUGCUGGUGCGGAAUAUACCCUUCCAGGCACAAUAUCGCGAGGUGCGCGAGAUCUUCAAAGCUUUUGGCGAGCUGCGUUCGUUGCGCAUACCCAAAAAGAUGACGCCUGGCGAGGAUGCGCAUCGUGGCUUUGGUUUUGUUGACUUCACCAGCAAAGCGGAUGCAAAGCGUGCGUUUGAUGCACUCAGUGCGAGUACACAUUUAUACGGUCGCCGUCUGGUGCUGGAGUGGGCCGACAAGGACGAUGGAACCGGCCAGGAUGUGGAGGAGCUGCGCAAGCGCACGGCCGCCAAAUUCGAUGGUGCUCAACAGGCUGUCGAGGCGAAGCGCAGCAGACGCGCCUUCUUCGACGUCGAAGGCAACUUGCAACAGGCUGCCGACGAGGAUGAGGACGAAGAUAAAUAAUAUAUAUAUAAGCAUAAUAUAUUAAGAGAAAGUCUAAAAUGUACAUGCUAUGGUCAUGUAUGUGUAAAUGUGUAUAUAAACCAUUUUAAAAGAGUUUCAAAUGUACGAUUGAAUUAAUUCUUUUUUAAAUAAGGUCCUAUAUUUAUAGAUUCCUUGUUAAAAACUAA